Entrophospora sp. SA101 is the source of this 459-nucleotide messenger RNA. The record is from the annotation of a GenBank genome assembly. Lineage: Eukaryota; Fungi; Glomeromycota; Glomeromycetes; Entrophosporales; Entrophosporaceae.
AUGUUACCAAAAAGUACAAUAGAAUGUUUAUUUCUUGGUAAAAUUAAUCAACAAACUUUUACGUCCAAAGGUCUUCGAUCCUUAUUAUUAUUAUGUCAUGAAAACUUAUUAUCAUUGGUGAUAGAUUUAGAUCAUAUAACUUCUUCAUCUACAUCAUCUUCUUCGUUGUCGCCAUCUUAUGUUUUAAAAGAUAUAAUAAUACCAAUAUUUCAAAAUCAAAAAUUGCAAGAAAUUCAUUUAAUAUCUGAUUCAUGGUCAGAAUGGAAUGAUUUUUAUCCUAAACCAAGAUCUGAACAUGAACUGAAAGCAAAAGAAGCUUUAUGGCGAUGGACUUUAAAAUCUUAUUGGGGAAUAUCAAAUAAUUUGAUUGAAUCAUUAAGUAAAAGUGUCAAAAUUUUGAAAAAUGAAAAAAAAUGUUUUUUUUAUCUUAAUUUAUAUUUAUUGAAUUUAAAUUUAUAA